Enterobius vermicularis (human pinworm) is the source of this 1371-nucleotide messenger RNA. The record is from the annotation of a GenBank genome assembly. NCBI's taxonomy places the organism in Eukaryota, Metazoa, Nematoda, Chromadorea, Rhabditida, Oxyuridae.
AUGUUUCCAUCAAUAUUUGCAAGAUCCUGGGUGCCAUUCUCAACUUUUGCUUCCCCAGCUGCGGAAUUUGCUGCUAUUGAGCAGCAUGAAUAUAUUGACCGCCGAAGGACAUUAGCAGCUCGGCUGAGGGACGACAUUAGUGAUGAGAAGGCGAGACGCCCACUUGUCAUCGUUAUAGCUUCAGCAAGACAGCAGUUUUAUGCACCGGAUGUUCCGUAUCCGUAUCGUGAAUCGUCGUAUUUUCGGUAUCUGACUGGAUUAGUGCAACCGAAAUCCGUACUGACGAUUGUUGAUCGUCACAAUGAAUGGCCACAAUCAAUUUUAUACGUCACAAAAAAAACGGCUGCAGAAGAACUGUGGGAAGGCCCAGGACAAUCUCUUGCAACUAUUGCAGCGAUUUCUGGUGUCGAUGAAGUUCGUGACGUUGGAUUGCUGGGUGAAGAUCUUGAGAAAAUUGGGUCUGCAAUAGCCUCUUAUGACACGGAACAGUUUAGAAGGGGAGAUUGCGUAUUCGACGUGUUGUCUCCUUGCGGACAAAUUCUGCCUCUUCGUCAGUAUAUAGAUAAGGUACGAUGGGUGAAGUCGCCGAGCGAACAAAAUCUCAUGCGUAAGACAUGUGAAGUAGGGGCAAAAUCAAUGAACGCAAUGAUCUCGAAAUGUCUUGGUAUUGAAAAUGAAAACGAGGUUGUAGGACGGCUUGAGCUAGAAAUGAGGCGCAGAGGAGCAUCAUAUCCUGCUUAUCCACCCGUCGUAGCUGGCGGGACCCGUGCCAAUACGAUACAUUAUCUUGAUGCAAAUCAGAAAUUAAACGAGGACGACUGCGUAUUGGUGGAUGCAGGAUGCGAGUAUAAAGGUUACAUAAGUGAUAUAACUCGGGUGUUUCCUGUUGCAGGAAGCUUCACGAGUGCUCAAAGGGCCCUCUACGAAGCCCUCUUGUACGUACAUAAAGAACUUCUUAGAAUAGUUGAAACUGUAAGGCCUCUGACGUUAAACCAACUGUACGUCGAAAUGAUAAACGAAUUAGGGAAAAACUUGUACGAACUGAACAUUUUUUCUGGUGAACUGGAUGGCCAGCAGUUAAUUCAUGAGGUAGAUAAGCUUUGUCCUCAUCAUGUCAGUCAUUACCUUGGGAUGGAUGUGCACGACACUGCUACCGUGUCUCGGAACACACCUGUGGUUCCUGGAGUCGUUUUCACCGUAGAACCCGGUAUAUACAUCCGCACAAAUGACAAUACUGUCAAAAAAGAAUUUCGUGGUAUUGGCAUGCGUAUAGAGGACGAUAUUCUCAUUACGAAAGAUGGGUGCGAAGUUUUAACGCAACAGUGCUUGAGCGGAAGCCAUGAAAUUGAACGUCUCAUGAGACCCUACUAA